GCCGUGGCCAUCAGCAACUGUGACGGACUGGCGGGCCUGAUUCGGACGGACAGCAACGAGUUUUUCAUCGAACCCCUGGAGAGGGGGCAGCAGGAGAAGGAGGCGCACGGGAGGGCCCACGUGGUGUACCGCAGGUCGGCCAUCCGGCAGGACGGCGCGCAGCCCCGCGAGGAUCUCCAUCCCAGAGCGCCCCGCUUCCGGGUGGGAGAGCUGCCGAACUCGCUGGAGCUGGUGGAGGAGCGGCUCGGCGACGCGGGGAGGAGGCGGGCCAAGAGGGACGACUACAACAUCGAGGUCCUGCUGGCGGUGGAUGAUUCGGUCGUGCGCUUCCACGGGAAGGAGCACGUCCAGAACUACGUCCUCACCCUCAUGAACAUAUCAGUCAGCCUGAUCGAGCGAGGGAACCCGUCGCGGAGCUUGGAGCAGGUCUGUCGCUGGGCUCAUUCCCAGCAGCGCUCCGACCCGGAGCACGCCGAGUACCACGACCACGCCGUGUUCCUCACCAGGCAAGAUUUUGGUCCCGCAGGUAUGCAAGGUACUGUAUUUAUCUCGAUCAGGUAUGUGCAGUUUGCUGGGGGAAAGCCAGCAAGGGGAGAAGACUUCUUGCAGACGCAGUCCGUGUGCCGAUGGCCUGAUGUUGCUGGCCAGCAGAUACGAUGGGCUGAUGUGGGGCCGAAGCCCCAGGGAAGGUGGCUCACAGGCUUUUCCAACAGGUUAGGUAUGGAGCAUGACGGCCAGGGCAACCGCUGCGCGGACGAGACCAGCAUGGGGAGCAUCAUGGCGCCGCUGGUGCAGGCUGCCUUCCACCGCUACCACUGGUCCCGCUGCAGCAAGCAGGAGAGCUACAUACACUCCUACGAUUGCCUGCUGGAUGAUCCCUUUGAGCACCAGUGGCCCAAGUUACCCGAACUCCCAGGGAUUAAUUACUCCAUGGAUGAGCAGUGCCGCUUUGAUUUCGGCGUGGGUUACAAAACGUGCACAGCAUUCCGGACCUUCGACCCCUGCAAGCAGCUGUGGUGCAGCCACCCGGACAACCCCUACUUCUGCAAGACCAAGAAGGGGCCCCCGCUGGAUGGGACCGAGUGCUCGUCGGGCAAGUGGUGCUUCAAGGGUCACUGCAUCUGGAAGACCUCGGAGCAGCCUUACAGCCAGGACGGCAGCUGGAGCUCCUGGUCCAAGUUUGGCUCGUGCUCCCGGACCUGCGGGGGAGGCGUACGCUCUCGCAGCAGGAGCUGCAGCAACCCGCCUCCGGCGUAUGGUGGGCGCCACUGCCCGGGAGCCACCUACGAGUACCAAGUGUGCAACCCUGAAGAGUGCCCAGGGCCGUACGAGGACUUCCGCGCCCAGCAGUGCUCCAAGCGCAACUCGUACUACACCCACCAGAGCGCCAAGCACACCUGGCUUCCCUACGAGCAUCAUGAUGAUGCCCAGAAGUGUGAGCUGAUCUGCCAGUCCGAGGGGACGGGGGACGUGGUGUUCAUGAAUCAGGUGGUUCACGACGGCACCAGGUGCAGCUACAGAGACCCGUACAGCAUCUGCGUCCGGGGCGAGUGCGUGCACGUUGGCUGCGACAAGGAGGUCGGCUCGCUGAAGCAGGACGACAAGUGUGGCGUGUGCGGUGGGGACAACUCUCACUGCCGGACGGUGAAGGGCACGUUGGCCAAGACCCCGAAGCAGCUGGGUGAGAAGGCAAUGGCGUGUUACACCUCUCUCUGCAGACCGUGGUCUGGCUCAUUCUCCAACUUAGGCAUCCACGUCCAGAUAGAAGAGAUGGAGCCAGCGUCCCACAGCAUCGCUGUUAAGAAUCAAGCCACAGGGGACUUCAUCCUUAAUGCCAAGGGCAAAGAGGCCAAAAGCAAAGUGUUCAUCGGGAUGGGCUUAGAAUGGGAAUACGCUGUUGAAAAUGGCAAGGAAAGCUUGAAAACCAGCGGCCCUCUGCACGAAGCCAUCAGCGUUUUGGUCGUCCCUCAGGAGGAGGAGGCGAAGAGCAGCCUGAUGUACAGGUACAUCAUCCACGAGGACCUGCUGCCCAUGAUUGGAAACAACAACGUCCUGCUGGAAGAGAUGGAUUCCUACGAGUGGGCCCUCAAGAGCUGGUCUCAGUGCUCGAAGGCGUGCGGAGGAGGUACUUCCCCCUUCUUUGUAGCAGGCUGCAACAUGUACUUGGGAGGUUGCUUGGCUUUGUUAGACAGGCUCUCCAGCAUCACGGCCAACGCCGACACCAGCGACCACGUGACGCCCAAAGUGCAGUGGGUGCCCCAGGAUGGACCCAAAAAUCCCGUGAACAAGAUCUCCUCGAAGGAGCCCUGCCUCGGGGACAAGUCCAUCUUCUGCCAGAUGGAAGUCCUGGCCCGCAAGGCGUGUUGGGCCGAGGGCUUCAAGGGCUCCUUCUGGGCCCCUUGA
Messenger RNA from Struthio camelus australis, 2403 nucleotides. NCBI's taxonomy places the organism in Eukaryota, Metazoa, Chordata, Aves, Struthioniformes, Struthionidae. The record is from RefSeq and is a predicted model, not a curated record.